Molecule: messenger RNA, 1447 nt
Organism: Branchiostoma floridae (Florida lancelet)
Lineage: Eukaryota; Metazoa; Chordata; Leptocardii; Amphioxiformes; Branchiostomatidae
Product: failed axon connections homolog
Exons: 5
Coding region: 356-1291 (311 amino acids)
Cellular component (GO): cytoplasm
Source: RefSeq, a predicted model, not a curated record
UAUGUCAAAUAUUAUUCACAUUCACUCAAUGUUCAAAUGCUGCAUGAAACCCCACUUAUUUACUACAAUGGAAUGAUUGCAUCUUCACCCAAUUAGGUUUUCAUCUGCAUGGCAUAUGUAGGUCAUUGGUCACAUGUGCGUCAACUAUAAGCACUUGGAAAUGGAACACAUGCGUCCUGAGACAGGAUCGGGCCUUCCUGCGGCCACCCCGGCCUUGCGUCCUCUGGUGUAACACACCAGCAUUGCAGGCGCGUAAUGGCCGCUGACUAGACGACUUGCCAUGCAUAAAAAAUCCGUUCUUAAGUAAUUCCUAGUCCCUCCUCAUGAUCAGGGAGAGACUUUUUAACGUGCAAGAAUGUCCGGAUUUGUUCAAAGUCUCUGGGAAGCAGUUGGAACCUUGUUUCAGACAUUUGAGCAGUUGUUGACGGACCCCGCCCAGCUUUCCUGUGAUGACCUUGUUGUCCUCGGUGCUUGCUCCGUCUGCGUUACAGUGGCGGUACUGUGGGCAUGUUCUGGUGAAGAAUUAAGGACCCAGAAAGUCAAGGUUAGGGCAGACUUCACGCCAGGAAAAGUGCACUACCACGGGAUACCACCAGUCAGGGCGAUUCCAUGUUUGUCUCCGUUUGGACUGAAGCUUGAGACCUACCUGCGGAUGGCUGAUAUUCCAUACGAGCCCUCUACAGAGAUGGCCAUGGGACCAAAGGGGAAACUCCCUUGGAUCGAGUACAAUGGACAAGCCAUGGGCGACUCCAACCUUAUCAUUGAGUUCCUGAACAAGGAGAAGGGAGUGGAUCUCAACCGGUCACUUCAUGAUGCUGACCGGGCCGUCAGCCGGGCCUUUGUUAAGAUGCUGGAGGAGAACACAUAUUGGGGAGGCGCAAAGUGUAAGAUGAUUGAUAAUCAGGAUAAGAUACAGGAGCUGUGGGAGGUAUCCUGGUUCAUCUUUUUCUUCUACCUGAAGCCUGCAAUAAAGACCAUUAAAAAGAACAUGUGGGCCCACGGCAUCGGUCGUCACUCCGACGCUGAGCUGGAAGCCAUUGUUGAGAAAGAUGUCAGAGCUCUCUCAGACUUCCUGGGUUCCAAGCUGUAUCUUAUGGGAGACGAACCAACCGAAGCCGACGCCGCCGUCUUUGGUUUCUUGGCACAAAUCCUGUGGACCAUGCCGGGCACCUACAUGUACAGGAUUGUUACCGAGGACUGCCCCAACCUACAGGCCUACACCAUCCGUAUGAAGGAACGUUAUUGGCUAGACUGGGAUCAACUGACGGGAAACACGAAAAAGGACCAAUGAGGUCGUCUUUGUUAUAGAAACUGUUCCUUCAUAUUAGUACAUGUGAUUUUCAACUGGUGAUUAAAGGGUUGUAUGAAUCGUAACAUUAACACCGGGGUGAUCAUAUACACGUCGAUGGGUUUCGAUGGAGAAGACAAAUAAACAUAUAGAAAUUAA